Molecule: messenger RNA, 2622 nt
Organism: Theobroma cacao (cacao)
Lineage: Eukaryota; Viridiplantae; Streptophyta; Magnoliopsida; Malvales; Malvaceae
Source: RefSeq, a predicted model, not a curated record
AUGAGUGAUGUACAUAGUGCUACUAAAUCUGAACAAUAUAAGAAUGAAGUAUUCAUACUACUUGAUAAAGCUAAAGAGUUAUUUCCAUUAAGUGAAGACUUAUUACGUGAUCUCCAAAUGGAGAUUGAAGACAUGACAAUGUUGUUCGAUGAACAAUCUAUGUUUAAGAGUGUUCCAAACAUUAUUAAAAUCUUAAUCAGGGAUUAUGACGUUAGUGCUAAGGAUUAUCUCAGGGGUAUGGAACUCGAAAAGGAUGAUAUUGAAUUGCUUUCUGAGUUCGGUCAAUAUACGAUUGAGGCUUUAAUAGUUCAUGUACUAGGUAUGCUUUUUAACCCACUUGAAAAUUACUCAAUAAUUCGUGUUGCUUCUUUGGUUGAACGACUAGAGUAUAGUGUCCGGAUACAAGCUUUAUUAUUGAAAAGCCGGAGGUGUAAAAAACCUUUUUCUAUGGUAAAGGAUGAGGUGGAAAAAGUUAAGUUUUCAGGUAAGGAGAGGAAAAGAUCUAAAUUGGUGAUAAUGUAUCCCUUCGGUUCCGGCUUAGUUCAAUUCAUGGAGGAAAGGGGAUUGAUCACUUUAACCAGUGAUUUGAUCGGAACUGUUAGAGUUCAGAAGAAGAAAGGAGCUUAUUUUCUUCCAAGCAAUCUCUUCGCACUCUGCAAUUUUGAUAUAUCAUUACUACCGAUCAAGCUCAACCUCCCUAUGGUAUGUCCACCUCUAGAUUGGAAGAGUGCCAGCCAGCAUGGUCAGGAACCUAGAACCCUGUCCGAUCUAUCAGGGGGUUACUUAAGUGGUCCAACAGGGGAAAUAUAUGAUCGUUACCGCCUGUUAAGUACCGGUGACAUAUAUAAUUUUUAUAUUGAUAUAGGUAGAGAUAAUAAUUACAUGUAUCUGUGUAGUGUAAUGAACAAGCUGCAGCGUCAGCCCUUUCAAAUCAACAGUGACUGGUUGAAAUAUAUUCAAAUAAAUGAGGACUUAUUUGUUGAAUAUGGUUAUCUCAUGCCUAAAUUUCUAUCUUCAAUGAAUAUCAAAAAUGUAUCUUUCUUACUUAGAGAGUUUUACAUGAAGGAUGAGGUUAUUAAUAAAAUUUGUAGCUUUAACGAAUUGUUACAAACAUUAAAUAAGAGCAUACAGCGUGCUCGUUAUGAGCAAUUGAUUAUCAAGCUGGCAAUAGCCUACGAAGGUUAUAAAUUUUAUUUGCCUGCCUUUCUCGACUUCCGAGGUAGAAUCUACCGCAGUGGGGUCUUGCAUUUCCACGAGCGUGAUCUAGCACGAAGCCUGAUCGUCUUUGCAGAUUGCAAUUCUAUGGAGUCUAGAAAGAAAGAUAAUGUAAUCGCAGCUGCUGCCUUCCAUUACAAGCCUUUCAAGUCAGUCAAUAAUGCAUUAUUGUGGUAUUAUGAAAAUAAAUUGCAGAUAGAAUCUAAUUCUCUCCUGUUUACUCUGGAGGCUAAACGCAACUUUCAGUUCAUCGCCAAUCAAAUUGGAAUCUUUACUGGAAAAUGGAACUGCCUCCCUAUUAUCCAAGACGCCUCAGCUAGUGCAUAUCAGAUCAUGAGUUACUUUUUGUUGGAUGAAUCCCUGGCUAAGAGAACGAAUCUCAUCCCAUCUCCGGAUGGAGAAAUGCAAGAUGUUUAUUCUUUUCUCCUCGAAGAGCUCAAGGAGUUCAUGAAAGCCGAACUUGCUAAUAAUCUAUCAACGAUAGUUUGCGAUAUCAUUGAUCGGAAGAUAGUCAAAGGUAUCUUUAUGCCUAUUAUCUAUGGAAAAACUUUAAUGAGCACUGCCAACGAUCUAAAAGUCCAUCUCUCUCACUUCAUCACUCAUAAGGAAUGCUAUGAAAUUGCCUCUGUCUGCUUUAAGUUCUGGAGGACGAAAUAUCAAGGCAUUCCAUGCCUGAUCCGGUUGAUCCGCCAUAUUGGCUGGAUCGUGUCAGCUAGGAAUAGCCCUGUUUUCUAUAGAGUUCCUUUCUUUACCACGGUACAGGAUUAUAUGAUAAUGGAGCCAAUAAAUAUAUGGGUUUAUGAUAGACUUCAUAAGAAGAGGCGUCGGGUUACUCUCAGAGUUUCUUCUUCUAAGAGAGAUCGUAGGAAGACUGAAAUCUCUACCUUCGUAAACUUCAUCCAUCAGAAGGAUGCCCAUAUUGCAAUGUGUGUAGUAGAACAGAUGCUUUCUAUUGGUGCUCCUAUAUACACUGUACACGACAACUUUAUAAGUACAGCUCAAUAUAGCGAUUUGAUACCAUCUAUUUAUAGCAACGUCAUUUGUAACAUGGACCCUCCACUUUCAGUCAUCAACGAGUUCAUCUAUAUGAAUGUUAUUAAACCCUUUGUAAAAGGGAAUUCAAAUAAAUCUUCUAUGGCCAGAAAGGAAAUCUCAAAAGAGAUGCUUCAUUAUUACUUAAAGGCUAAUGUACCUGAGAACAUAAGCAAGAAGAUGAUGGCUACUUGGGAAGAAAGGAUCUCGGGAAUACUGACCUCUUACGAUAACUAUACUCGUAUUGUAUGCGGUGAUUUAAAAUCCCCUAACCCUAUGGAUUUAUGGAUAGCUCAUGAAAAAAAGUGGGAAAAGUUCAAGUUAAAGCUAAGAAGUGGUGGGAAGGGAAUACCCAAUUACUGCGUACACUAUUAA